CGGCGGCGCGUGAGCCCUGCGUGCCCGGAAGUGCGGCGGCAGGAGCGGCGGGGAGCGGGUCGGUACGGGAGCCGGCAGGUGCCGUGCUGCGGGGGAGGGGCGGCAGGGGCUCUCGGCGCGGGCGGCGAUGCGGCUCCGCCACGGCCCGGCCUCGCCGCUUCCGCUUGCCGCUGGGCACCGGUGACCGCCGCGCCGCGCCUCGCCUCGCCUCGCCUCCCUUCCGCCCCGGCGCUAUGAGCCCCGCCGCGCCGCCCAGCCAGCGCCGCGCUCCGGAAAAUUACUGAAGUUUGGAUUGCUAUCUUGAUACUAUAAACCUGCAAUAAGUGGCAAUGUCCAGGGUCCCCACCCCACCUCCUCCUGGAGAGAUGUCCAGUGGACCUGUGGCUGAAAGCUGGUGUUACACACAGGUUAAAGUAGUAAAAUUUUCGUACAUGUGGACCAUUAAUAACUUCAGUUUUUGCCGAGAAGAAAUGGGUGAAGUUUUAAAGAGUUCUACCUUUUCGUCAGGGCCAAAUGACAAAAUGAAGUGGUGUCUGAGAGUGAACCCAAAGGGACUAGACGAUGAAAGCAAAGACUACCUGUCGUUGUAUUUGCUUUUAGUCAGUUGUCCAAAAAGUGAAGUCAGAGCAAAAUUCAAAUUUUCCCUGCUGAAUGCUAAAAGAGAAGAAACAAAAGCAAUGGAAAGCCAAAGAGCAUACAGAUUUGUGCAAGGCAAAGACUGGGGUUUUAAAAAAUUUAUCCGAAGAGAUUUUUUACUAGAUGAAGCUAAUGGUCUUUUACCAGAUGACAAGCUUACGUUAUUUUGUGAGGUAAGCGUGGUCCAAGACUCAGUAAAUAUAUCAGGACAGUCUAAUACAAACACUUUGAAGGUACCUGAAUGUCGACUAGCAGAAGAUUUAGGGAAUCUCUGGGAAACAACAAGAUUUACAGAUUGCAGUUUUUAUGUAGGAGGACAAGAAUUCAAAGCUCAUAAAUCUGUCCUUGCAGCACGUUCUCCAGUUUUUAAUGCAAUGUUUGAACAUGAAAUGGAGGAAAGCAAAAAGAAUCGUGUAGAAAUAAAUGAUGUUGACCCUGAAGUUUUUAAAGAAAUGAUGAGAUUCAUUUACACAGGAAAAGCACCAAACCUUGAAAAAAUGGCUGACAGCUUGUUGGCAGCUGCAGACAAAUAUGCACUGGAACGGCUGAAGGUCAUGUGUGAGGAAGCACUCUGUAGUAGCCUCUCGGUAGAAAAUGUUGCUGACAUUCUUAUCCUCGCAGAUUUGCACAGCGCUGAACAGUUAAAAGCACAAGCAAUAGAUUUUAUUAACAGGUGCAGUGUUCUUAGACAACUUGGGUGUAAAGAUGGGAAAAACUGGAAUAGCAACCAAGCAACAGACAUAAUGGAAACAGCAGGCUGGAAGUCCAUGAUCCACUCUCACCCUCACUUAGUAGCAGAGGCCUUUCGUGCACUAGCAUCUGCACAGUGUCCACAGUUUGGCAUUCCACGCAAACGGCUAAAACAGUCAUGAAAUCUUCCAUGAACUUUAGAGAAAGUGAAUUGACUCUACUCCUCCAUGUCCAGAGGUGUUUUCACAACCAUAACAAGAAUUUUUGUUAUCCUUGUCCACAGAACAGAAGCUGAAAAAGCCUAUUGUUUGCUUUUCAGAUGGAUAAUUUAUGGUUUAAUCCUCAGCUUUAAAUUAGACUGAUUAAUUCACUGAAAGGCCUUAAAUUAUCUUCAAUGACUCUAGUCCAUAUAGUCUAAUGUAUCUUGAUUUUUUUUCUUUUUUUAAUUAUUUUUUUAAUGUGCCUUGUCUUUUUGACUAGGCUCUGCAGGAUUGCACUAGCUCCAUAAUGCAGUAAAGUUGAUAACUGAAGAUUAAUUUUUGAAAGGGAUCUUCCAUUAUUUUCAAAAAAAAAAAAAAAAAAAAAAAAAAAAAAAGACUUAUAGUUUGGUCCUGUGCUAACUGGAAGGUUUUAACUAGCCUCUCAAUGAAGGCACUUGAACUGGAGGCACAUAAUGUUUCCUAGACAAGUGCUAAAUAUAGGGAGAGCCUGUUUACCUUCAGAGAAUGCCUACAGGCUAUUUAUGGCAAUAUACUGCUUUGAACAUAUUUAUUUUUCAUUGUGGGGCAAAUAUGCAAUGGUUUGGCCCAGAAGUGUAUUUUCAUUACAGUUUGUAAUGCUUAUUUUGUGUGUGUCAAAGCUGUCCAAAUGGUAAAAAGAAACACAGAAUAAACCUCUUGCUUGUGUUUCUUUAUGGUCCAUCACUAGUUUACAUUUAAUGCAGAACUGAACAAGAAGUGAAGUGUUCAAUGUGAAGACAUAGUAGUAUUGUAGAUGGAAAAAAAAUAUAUCCCACAUGUAUGGUUACAUGGAAAAGUAAAGGAUGCAUAGAAUGACCAAAUGUAAAUUGAAGAAAUGGGCCAAAUGGAUUCUGAAUAUGCACUUUUAAUGUGUAACUUUUGUAUGUUGUGUGGUACAUAUAUAUUUUGCUUUUGAUGAAUUAAUGAGGUACAGGUAAUUGUGGCUUAACUUUUUUAGAUACAUUUUAAGAUACCCACAGCCACAUGGGAUUUAGUUUUGUUAUAACAAAAUGGAAAGGCAUGUCUUUUAAGACUCAGCUGAAGGUGACUAUUGCAAGCUUUCAUAUUUAAGUAACUGAAUAUUUUCUUUAUUUGAAAAAGACACGUGAAUGGUAAAAACUUUGGAAGAAGGAUUUUUCUCAUCUUGAUGUGUACAGCUUCCAUUCACAUCUAAGGAAGUUACCUACAUGUCAAGAGGAGUAUUUCCCCGAAAUGUCAGAUGAUAUUUGCAAGCAGAGACUUGCUCAAUCUUGCAUUUCAGUUAUUGUACUAGCAUUGUGGAUGGUAUUGAAAUUCUGCAUAAUGUGAAAAGGAUGAAACAUUUGUAAACUGCUUGUCAUGGGCCAGUUCUUUAUUAUAUGAAUCUUAGCUUUAAUACCAACAUCCUCAGUGUUUGAUAGCUUUGUUUACGUUUGGGAGGAAAAGUCUGCAGUAGUGCACACUCUAAAUGUUUCCUGAGUUAUUACAUUGAGUUUACUGUAAUGGUGAUAAUAUGCUAUGUUUGUUCUUUGGGAAGACUUGGGUUUAACAGUGGGGAAUGGGAGGAGAUCUCACUUAAUUUAUGAAACAUACUUGGAUAAAGAUUUUAGUUUGCCUAUUUUAAAAAAAAGUUAUACGGAAGGAGGGAGGAGGAAUCUCAGAUUGUUUACUAUCUUGAAACCUCUCCCCAUCCUCAUUUCAUUAAGAUUCAUCAGAAUUACUCCUAAAGGCAUUUUUAGAGGAAAGAGAAUAUAGUUUUAUACCUUGGCAUGUAGUCAUCCAUUAGCAAAGGCAAAUUGGAAAAAAUGCCCACUCCAAUUUCUAAGAAUAAAAUAACCUCUAAAUGCAUUUUCUUCUUAUGUUCUAACUAAAUCUUUAUGGAUAAAGUGUAAAAUCGGAAACUUUAAUAGUACAUAAGGCAUCAAAUUAUAUAUUUAGAGAUUUAUCCUUUUAUCAAUUUUUAAAUAUUUAUCUAAAAUUAGGUCUCAUAAACAUUCUUCAUAAUAAGACAUAAAGGUAAUUGUUCCCUCCAAAAUAGUGAUGUUUUUGCUGCACUGUGUAAUGCAUUAGGACUAUAUAUCCUCAUACCCAUCACUGUUAAAACACACAGCGCUAACCUAUGAAGUGACUUGAAUAUUUAAUACUGUAAUAAUUGUCCAGUUCAGCUUGUUCUAAAGUAACAACAUACAGUAAUCUAAUGGAAAGCUUAAGGAUGUUAUGAAGACUUUUUUUUUAAUAGAAGCUUAAAUAGCACACUUUGUACCAAAAAAUGUCAAACACUGUGCUGUAAUAUUAUCUACAUUGUAGAGUGUCCACUUUUCAAGUCAAGCAGUGUAUACCAUACAUUACACUAACAGAAAAUAAUGAUAAUUGAUCUGUUUAGGUUUAGUUUUAUUUAUUAUGUAUAUUUUAAAGUUUUGUCAGCUCUUAAGAAAAAGGUAAAACAGUUGCUGUAUUCUUAAGUGAGUGCACUAAUUAUUCGCCUCUUUAUUCUUUAAUUAACUACAUGCAGUGUUCUCACUGGAAUGAGGUAGCUGGUAAUAACCCUCUCUUUCAGAUUCAGUGGCUUGUUUUUAUUCCCUGCAUCUCAAGAGCUUGCCCUUCAAAUCUCAGUUGUCAGUUUUAAGUGCAGCAGAUACGAAACUGAUACAAUGGACAUUUUUUUUCAGGCGGAAAUCUUAGGGGGGGCUUCUUAGCUUAUAUAACGAUCAGGAAUAUAACUUAUGAAGGUGCCAUAUUUUUGGCUUGCCAACACUACUCCCUCAGAUACAUGUGAACCACUGCUUCCACACUCUUCUGGGGAGAACCCUGCAUGUGUUCUGUGUGUGCGUGUGUGUGUAUGACUGUGCAGUGUUUUUGUUAAGAAUGGCUUUCUAAAAAUAAGGACUCAGUUUGCUGUUAAAAGCUGUUACUUUUAUGUAUUUUUUUUCUCCGCUUGCACCUCUCCUAAGGAGAUGUUUUAGGUGGAAGAUACUUCAAGAAAUAAUCCUUAUUUACUAGUCCAUUUACUGCAUGCAGAAGUAUGAACACAUUGUGCCUUUUUUAGGAUACUAUUGCAAUGAAAGGAAGAUUUAAGAGAAUACAAGAUCUUUUUAAAAGGUAUUUUUAAAGGUGAAGAAUGCUGUUUGAUACACAGUUGAAGCAGAAAAGUUACGGAGUAUUGAUUUGAGCUCUGUCAUAUGUUGAUUCUUUCUUUCUUCCUAAAUUCAGUUUCACUGAGGUAGAAACUACAAAAUGAAAUGUGGAAAAACUUCACGGAUACAAAUUGCAUAAUGGUAUCUUUUUUGAAAAAUGUGGAAAUAUUUGUUGUUAAAAGCUGAGUGUAUGUCAAAAUGUGCUAAUCAUGAACAGAAAGUUAGCUGUGUAAGUUACUUAAGUACUGAUGCUUUUCUAAAUAUCAUUUAGUGUAAAAUUGACUUCUACACAAAGUGUCAAUAGAAAUGCUAUGUGGAGAUUGUUCCUUUUAAAUCUUUAUUGAAAGGUUUAUCUUUGGGAGGAAAAAAGCUUUGUGCAGUAUUUGAAAUUGUUUUAUAAAAAGACAGUGGAUUGCAAAAGUGAAAUAUUGCUGCCCAAACUAAUGUUAAACUUUGCCAGAUUUUUACAGUUGGUUGAAAUUCCUAAUCUUAAUUGAUUUUUUUUUUCUGUUUUGAUAAUUGACAAAUGGAAUGUUGUUAACUGUUCUCUAUUUGGUAUUGCUAGCAUAUUUAGGAGAGAGCUUAGCUUGUUAGCUAGCAAGACACUGACUUGAUCUCCUAACUUGGCUUCUGCUCACAGUAAAUGGACUGCAUUUGUAAAGGGAAUUCACAUUUUAAGUGUUUUGCAAUGAACUUAAUCAUAUUUGUAACCUGGUUUUUGAAGGCUUAAAAUAAAUGAGUCCUGUUUUAGAAAUUAAACCAGUGAAAUGAUUUAGACCUGUUUUGGGGUGGAAAUGAUUAAGAGAAUUCAGAUGUGUAAACAGUUGUAUCAAACCAUCCAGCCUUUUUUUAUCAGCUGAUGUUAAUGGUGAAAUACUUUUUGUACCUUGUUGCUGAAAAUAUUUUUGCAUUUCAGCACAUCAAGUUACAAUAAAGUUGUUACUUAUGCAGAA
This is a messenger RNA of Rhea pennata, 5631 nucleotides long. It is a transcript of the gene SPOPL, whose product is annotated as speckle type BTB/POZ protein like. Gene Ontology annotation, cellular component: nucleus; cytoplasm. NCBI's taxonomy places the organism in Eukaryota, Metazoa, Chordata, Aves, Rheiformes, Rheidae. The coding region runs from base 330 to 1508 and encodes 392 amino acids. The transcript has 11 exons. The record is from RefSeq and is a predicted model, not a curated record. Gene Ontology annotation, biological process: regulation of proteolysis; proteasome-mediated ubiquitin-dependent protein catabolic process. Gene Ontology annotation, molecular function: ubiquitin protein ligase binding.